GCCAAAUUGACAUAUUUAGGGCACGCCAAAACAUUCAUCAUUGUAUGCUUGUAUUUGCACGUGAACAGAAGACAGUUUUCUCUCAUUUGUCGAUUCGAUAUUUUUCUAGAAAUUUUAGGGAUCAUAUUUGUGUUUACGGCAUUUGUGAAUUUCAAAAAUAAUGCCUAAAUAUUAUUGUGACUAUUGUGACACAUAUUUAACACACGACUCACCCAGUGUGCGGAAGACACAUUGUACAGGUCGAAAGCAUAAAGACAACGUGAAGUUUUAUUAUCAAAAAUGGAUGGAAGAACAAGCUCAACAUCUUAUAGACGCCACUACAGCGGCCUUCAAAGCUGGAAAAAUUGCACAAAAUCCAUUUGGAAACAAAGGAGCAGCUAUUCCUCCUCCUUGGGAUCCUUCUGUAAUGGGUCCAGGAGGACCUAGACCUCCAGUUCCUGCUCCCGGAGGUCCACCGGGAAUGUUGCCGCCACCUUCAAUGGGACCAGGCGGCCCAAUGGCACCUCCUAUGAUGAUGGGUCCACAUGGACCUAUGCCUCCGAUGAUGGGUAUGAGACCACCUAUGAUGGGGCCUUUGAUGGGACCAAUGGGGCCUAUGGGCCCAAUGGGUCAAAUGCGACCGCCGCUUAUGAAUGGGCCACCUAUGAAUAAAUAGCGGUAAAUACAAGUGUAAGGACUAUUGAUACUAUCUAAACGUUACUUUUGUGUUCAUAACAUGCAGUAAAUAGUUUGAUUGUUGACAAUCAAGCCGUUACCAUAAUUAGGUACUAUGUAAUGUAUUUGGUUUGUAAAAAUUUUGUUUUAGAACAAUAAAUUAUACUUACUUUCUAUGUUACAUUUUCAACAAAAUUAAAAAUUGUGUAAAUAAUAGAGUGUUAGCAAUAUGAAGAUCAAUAACUUUAAGAUCUAGUUGAUAAAUUUGCUAAUAGAUGAAUAAAUAUUUUUUAAGACAA
Molecule: messenger RNA, 953 nt
Organism: Amyelois transitella
Lineage: Eukaryota; Metazoa; Arthropoda; Insecta; Lepidoptera; Pyralidae
Gene: snRNP-U1-C
Product: U1 small nuclear ribonucleoprotein C
Exons: 1
Coding region: 161-655 (164 amino acids)
Biological process (GO): mRNA splicing, via spliceosome; spliceosomal snRNP assembly; mRNA 5'-splice site recognition
Cellular component (GO): U1 snRNP; nucleus
Molecular function (GO): zinc ion binding; pre-mRNA 5'-splice site binding
Source: RefSeq, a predicted model, not a curated record